AUGGUGAAGCUCGAGGAAAUCGUACGCCCCAACAUCCUUGGGCUCGAGCCCUACCGGUGUGCUCGGGACGACUUCAAAGAAGGCGUGUUGCUUGACGCUAACGAAAACACCCACGGCCCCGCGUUGCACACGGUGUCCAAGGACGAGGACUCCUUGGAGCUCAACCGCUACCCUGACCCUCACCAGGUGGAAUUGAAGCAGCAGAUUUGUGACUACCGUAACGCUAGCCCCAAUCCUAAGGGCAAGGCCGACUUGGUGCCGGAAAACUUGUGUCUUGGGGUCGGUUCCGAUGAACUGAUUGACUUGUUAAUUAGAUGUACUUGCGCUCCCGCUAAAGAGAAGAUGUUGGUGUGUCCUCCUACUUACGGGAUGUACGGUAUCUGUGCUACUAUUAACGAUGUGGAGGUGGUUAAAGUGCCGUUGAACUAUCCUUCUUGGAGUCUUGACAUCGACGGCAUUGUUGCUAAAGUCGCUGCCGAACCGGUGAAAUUGGUCUACAUCACCUCCCCCGGUAACCCCGUGGCCAAAUUGGUUGAUGUUAACCAAGUGGUGGAGCUUGCUGACCGCCUUCAAGACCACCCCGUGCUCGUGGUGGUGGACGAAGCCUAUAUCGAUUUUUGCGAACCUCUGGCCCUGUGUUCGACUCUCGUCAACACUUACGACAAUAUUGUGGUAUUGCAAACUCUUUCUAAAGCGUUUGGCUUAGCCGGUAUUCGGUUAGGGAUCACCUAUGCCCCGAAACAAUUGUCACGCUACCUCAACGCGAUGAAGUGGCCUUAUAACAUCUCGCUGUUGACGUCGCUGGUGGCAUUGCGGGCAACCAGUACUGAGGGGCUUGUGACGAUGAAGAAGUAUAAGGAUCUGAUCAUCAACCAACGCACCAAGCUCUGUGCUGCUUUUGAUAAGCUUGACGGUGUUGGUCGCAAUAUUGGUGGGCUUGAUGCCAAUUUCGUGCUUUACGAGAUCCUCAACAAGGACGGUAAGCCGGAUAACGUGGUUGCUGAACAGGUAUACAAGAAGCUUGCCGUUGAUAAUGCGGUGGUGGUGCGGUUCCGGGGUAAGGAACUUAAUUGUGAAGGGGCUCUCCGGUUCCUGAUUGGUCAACAACACGAAAAUGACGAGUUGAUUAAGCGGUUGACUCAAGUGUUGGCCGAAGUUCGUGGGUGA
Diutina rugosa is the source of this 1167-nucleotide messenger RNA. It is a transcript of the gene HIS5, whose product is annotated as histidinol-phosphate transaminase. The transcript has a single exon. The record is from RefSeq and is a predicted model, not a curated record. Gene Ontology annotation, biological process: L-histidine biosynthetic process. Gene Ontology annotation, molecular function: pyridoxal phosphate binding; L-histidinol-phosphate:2-oxoglutarate transaminase activity. The coding region runs from base 1 to 1167 and encodes 388 amino acids. NCBI's taxonomy places the organism in Eukaryota, Fungi, Ascomycota, Pichiomycetes, Serinales, Debaryomycetaceae.